GAUUCGGACGGGCGAGCGUAGAUCUAUUCGCCUCGCGCGAAAACUGCCAUUGUCCUAUGUUCUUCUCUCUAAGGGACAUGGACGCGCCCCUCGGGGUAGACGCACUGGCCCACCCAUGGCCGAGAGUGCUCCUGUAUGCUUUUCCUCCCCUGUGCCUGAUAAUUCCCACAUUGGCCAGGGUGAGAGGGCAGGGCCUGUCUCUCAUUCUGAUAGCACCCAGAUGGCCCAAAGCACCGUGGCUGGCGGAGAUAAUCCCUCUGUUAUACGCCGAGCCAUUGUGCCUUCCCGUUCGCACGGAUCUAUUAUCCCAAGCCAACGGGGAGAUUUACCACCCCCACCCGGACAGGGUGGCUCUCUGGGCCUGGCCCGUGAGAGGACGAACCUGAACGCACUUGGGCUUUUGCCGCGUGUGGUCACCACUAUUCAGAAUGCCAGGGCCGUCUCGACACGGUCCUUAUAUGGCUGUAAGUGGCAAGUGUUCGAGGGGUGGUGUGAUGGGCGCGGUAUCACAUCUUAUCAGUGUUCAGUUCCUGAUAUUUUGUGUUUCCUUCAAAACCUCAUGGAUAAAGGCAGGUCCUUUUCCACCAUUAAGGUCUACUUGGCUGCUAUUUCAGCCUGUCAUGUGGGUUUUGAGGGCUCGACCGUCGGUCAGCACCCUCUAAUCCGCAGAUUUAUGAAGGGUGCACGCCGCUCUUUGCCAGUCGUCAGGAGAACUGUCCCGGAGUGGGACCUCUCCAUGGUGCUGGAAGCUCUGUCUCAACACCCUUUUGAGCCUUUGGAUAGUAUAUCCCUUAAGCUGCUGUCUCUCAAGACAGUUUUGCUUUUGGCCUUGGCAUCUGCUAAACGUGUCAGUGAGCUACAUGCACUCUCGGUUCAUCCCUCGUGCUCUAAGUUCUCUCUUAGUGGAGAUAAGGUCUUCCUUAAGCCUAACCCGGCCUUCAUGCCGAAGUGCUUCCCUGCGUUCACUUCGGAGGUGUUGGAGCUGUCCGCUUUUCACCCUCCACCUUUUACCUCUCUAGAGGAUCAGAGGCUGAACGCUCUGUGUCCAGUCCGUGCCUUACAGGCAUAUAUGACGAGGACGAAUGCUUUCCGGAAGAGCGACCAGCUCUUUGUUUCAUGGGCUCCCCCUCACUUAGGGAGUCCAAUUUCGAAGCAACGCCUCUCACAUUGGGUUGUGGAUGCUAUUACCAUGGCUUACAAAGCAAAGGGAGUGCAGCCCCCUAGGGGCAUCAGAGCUCAUUCCACAAGAGGUUUAGCCACCUCUUGGGCUCUGUUUAGGGGAGUGUCACUGCAGGACAUCUGCUCCGCUGCCAGUUGGGCUUCUCCUCAUACCUACCGGCUGGAUGUCACCAGUACCUCGGUAGCACAUUCGGUUCUAGGGGUGGGGUCGUCUUAGCCCCUCCCUGUAACCCUGUUGGUAUAUAUAACCAUUAGGAGUGAAUGGGCUGACUGGCCAUGUUCAUUCCUGUCACCAAUCACCAAUCACUCCCCCUUUCGGGUAUAGAUUAUGUCUUUGUGGGUUGGGGUUACUAUCUCGCAUGUGUCCCAUGCGUAUUUCAUGUCCUGCUUGUCCACAUUAGUUAGGUGUGGUUUCACCUUCGCAGGCUCAUGAUUAAGGGACGUGUCAGGCACCGCCUCCCCGAGGUGACCGUCCUUCUCUGGCUCCAGAACCUCACUGUGAGUGUAUUGGGCAAUCGGGGAGCUGUCCAUGUCUCUCCCAUAGGUGGAUCUCGAACACGAGAUGAUGAAAGAGAACAAUAGGUUACU
This is a messenger RNA of Pimephales promelas (fathead minnow), 1767 nucleotides long. Lineage: Eukaryota; Metazoa; Chordata; Actinopteri; Cypriniformes; Leuciscidae. The record is from RefSeq and is a predicted model, not a curated record.